GUCCUUCACCCUAUAUAUAUAUAUAUAUAUGCCCCCGUCCCCUCAAGGGCUUGGACUUAUGGUAUUUCAUGGGCGUGCAACCUCAUCCAACAUUGCCAAACACUACAUGGAGAUAAGCCAGAGCAUCUAAAAUCAUUUGCUCAGGCGUUGAUGUCAAGAGUUUUUGCUGAAUGCCAAGAAGCGGGUUUGCCCGAAAUCGCCUGGUUUUGCCUCUCCGAAAAUGCUUCAGCAAUGUCUUUCUACGGAGGCUUGGGUUUCACACCAAGCGCUGCGACGGUAUGGAACUACUCGGAGAUGUAUGACACGACAUCGUGACAAGAAAAAGAAACAGAGAUGUAGCCAUGCCUAUGUACCGACCCUGACGCUGACAGAGCUGAUCAAGCUGAUCAUGGCAUCCUAUUCAAAGUCAUCGGCCAAGGCUGGCAGCAACGUUGGUGGAGGUGGCUGGGCGAAAGCCAAGCACCAAUCUGCAGGAGGAGGCGGUAGCACUUUGGAGCGGAUUCAGCAGAUCGAGUUGGAGAUCUCCAGAACGCAGAAGAACAAGGCAACAGCCAAACAUCUUGGAGAGCUCAAGGCCAAGUUGUGCAAGCUCAAGCGUGACUUGCUGGAACCUUCGGGCGGAGGUGGCGGCAAGUGUGCAGGCUUCGAGGUGCAGAAGAUUGGAGAUGCACGCAUUGGACUUGUUGGCUUUCCUUCAGUCGGGAAGUCUUCCUUGCUCACAGCUCUCACCGGCGUACAGUCGGAGGCUGCUGCAUACGAGUUCACCACAUUGACCUGCAUCCCGGGGGUGAUCUACUACAAUGACGUUCGCAUCCAGCUCUUAGACUUGCCCGGGUUGAUUGUUGGUGCUUCCACUGGGAAAGGUCGUGGACGACAAGUCAUUGCAACGGCCAAGUCUUGCGACAUCAUUUUGAUGGUCUUAGAUCCCACAAAGGAUGAUGCGCAAAAGGAGAUGCUGACAAAGGAGUUGGAGAAUGUCGGCAUCCGAUUGAAUCGGAAACCUCCGGAUGUGACAGUGCGACAAACGAAAGGAGGAGGAUUGAAGUUCCAGGCGACUGUUCCACUGAACCAUUUUGACGAAGAGGUUUGUGCAACAGUGCUGAAGCAGUACAAGAUGCACAACGCUGAUGUGUUGGUUAGAGAGGACAUCACAGUAGAUGAUUUCAUCGACGUCAUUGACGGAAAUCGAAAGUAUUGUAAAUGUAUUUACGUGUACAACAAGAUAGAUUUGUUGAAACUCGAAGAAGUGGAUGAGCUGGCUAGAAGACCACAAUCCGUGGUCGUUUCAGUUCAAAACAAAUGGAAUUACGAGUUUCUCCUGCGUAGAUUGUGGGAUGAGAUGGAAAUUCUCAGGGUCUACACCAAGAAGAAAGGCCAGUUUCCAGACUUCUCGGACCCUAUCAUCAUCACUCCACAGCGCGGAAACAAGCAGUUUACGGUUGAAAACGCCGUGCUGCUGUUGCACAAAUCGCUGCUGGAAGACUUCAAGCAUGCCCUCGUGUGGGGCAGCAGCGUCAAACAAUCUCCCCAGGUGUGUGGCAAGGAUCACAUUUUGCAUGACGAAGAUGUGAUCCAAAUUGUGAAGCUCACAUCGGCGGAGAAGGCUAAAGCGCUCCACGGCAAAAAGACAGGAGCAUUGGGGGAUCAUUAUUUCGGUAUCACCAACGUUGUGGCCCGGGUUUUUCUCAAUCGCCUCAUUGACUCGUCAAUCAAUCCAGAGCUCCCAUGGGCCGCGCUGAUGGCGCCAUUAGCGCUUCGGCAACACACCAAAGUCAUCUCCCAGCUGGGCAGCUUGGGAACUUGGACCAAAGUCUUGCAGCUGCUGGGGAAGAUGCGCAGCAUGCGGGUGCAACCCAAUGUCAUUACCUACAAUUCCAGUAUCCAUGCAUGCGGUCGAAGCUCUGUGUGGCAGCAUGCACUGGCCUUGCUAGAUGAGAUGAAACAAGCCUCUUUGCAACCUGACAAUAUCUCUUACAACAGCUGCAUCUCUGCAUGCGAAUGUGCAGCUGGCCAAAAAGAUCUGGCUGCUCAGCUGGUCGCAGAGAUGAGAAAUGCAUCCCUGGAUGCCGACCUGGUGACCUUCAAUGCUAGCAUCAGCUUCUGUGAGAAAGUUUCAGACUGGGAGGGAGCCUUGCAGAAUUUGACAACGAUGGACAUCAGUUACAUCCAAGCCGACGCGGUCACCUAUGGCGCCAGCAUCAGUGCAUGCGAGAAAGGCGCUCAAUGGAUGGCCGCCUUGCUCUUAUUGGAAGAUAUGCUCGAAAGGAGGCUGCAAAGCAAUGUGGUAGUCCAGACUGCAGCCAUCAGUGCUUGUGCCAAAUCUUCCAAAUGGCAAACUGCACUAUGGGUCCUGAAGCGAAUGGAGGCCGAAGGCUUGCUUGGGGAUGUGAUUGCUUACAGCGCCAGCAUCAAUGCCUGCAAAAAGGGUGCAGCCUGGGAAGAAGCUCUGGAACUGUUGAGGGGCAUGAAAGAUGCUGGGCCGGAACCAAAUCUAGUUGUCUACUGCGCAACCAUGAGCGCCUGCGAGAGAGCCUCCCAGUGGCAGGGAACCAUGUUUCUCUUCAGCGAACUGCAAGGACGGUUUCUCGAGCCCAACCUGAUUGCAUUCGCUGCCAGCAUCAGUGCAUGUGACAAGGGCUCUCUUUGGCAGCAGGCAAUGCAGCACUUGUCAGAAUUGACAGACCGUGGCUUCGAGGUUGCCGUUCGAUUUUUGGAGCGAGAAGCAGGUACAUCAGCACAGGGUGUGUUUCCUAAGCAUAGCGUGAACUUACCGCCCCGAGAUGCGUUUCGACCUCCGGCGGCUGCUCCAAAAGGACUUUCGCUUCCGCUGGGUCGAAAUCGAGCACAAGGCACUGGCGUGCUAUUGGUUUUGACUUUCUUGACGUCGGCUGUAGCGAACAGAGUGGCGAACCGGAUCCUCUUGGUCCCCAUGGCAAAGCACAGCCUUUUCCUUUCGCUGGCCACGAGUGCUGCCCAGUUGGCCGCCUAUUUGUUGCUGCUACUGAGCCGCUCCUGGCACCAGUCCCUAAGCCCUUUCUUAGCCUUCGUGGCCGAUUUUUGGGUACCCUUGUGCCUCACUGGACUUUGCGAGGGAUGCUUUUAUCCCCUGGUUUUCGCGGCGGCCGCCAAACUGCCUGGUGGAUUGGUGCAGGUCUUGAACCAGUCCAUUGUCCCCUACACGGUUCUCUUCAGCGUGGUCCUUGUUGGUCGCUCCUAUGAGUCGUUGCAGCUCCUUGGUGUGGCUGUGGUACUCUUCGGUGUUUUGGUGGCCGUUGGCAUGCCUCUUGGCGUUGAUUUGCAAGGAGGAGCUUGGAAUGACGUGCUACAAUGCACAGGCCGGUGA
Messenger RNA from Cladocopium goreaui, 3343 nucleotides. The record is from the annotation of a GenBank genome assembly. NCBI's taxonomy places the organism in Eukaryota, Dinophyceae, Suessiales, Symbiodiniaceae.